Saprolegnia diclina VS20 is the source of this 658-nucleotide messenger RNA. RefSeq lists its product as hypothetical. The coding region runs from base 1 to 621 and encodes 206 amino acids. The record is from RefSeq and is a predicted model, not a curated record. Lineage: Eukaryota; Oomycota; Saprolegniomycetes; Saprolegniales; Saprolegniaceae. The transcript has a single exon.
AUGCUGUCGCGCACGCCACACCUCGUCGAGCUUCGCCUUCAGGGUGUUUUGUUUGGCGAUUCCGUGCUGGCUGAGGGGCCGACUGCCUCGAAUGACAACUUGCCGCUCUUGACGAUUCGCCAUGUUUUGUUUCGGAGCGUCCGCUUUACAAAAGCGGGUUUUGAUGCUAUCUUGAGCUGGCUCGAUCGCGUCACGACCCUCGACCACAUCGACUGGAGGUUUUCCACCUUUCUCAGCGACAAUGUGGACUGCGCAGUUCGAGCAAUCCAGUGCUGCGUCAAGGCCGGUGCGCGCUUCAUCAGCUUGAAUGGCUGCGGGUUUCAGCUGCAGAGCACGGUAGCGUUGGCCAAGGGGUUUCGUUAUAUUCGAUCUCGUCACAGCAUCGAAUUUGACCUUGGGAGCAAUCGGAUGUAUCUUGGUGGGACGCGGGCGCUUCUCAAGGCGCUUGGGGCGUGCACGAAUGUCUCGAUGCGACUCCACUCAGAUACGAUUCCGCUCAUAAAGGACUCUGACGCGCAGCUAACGAAAGCGCGAGCAUCUGGCGUCACCGUCGAGUGGACGGGCAAGAUCCUCUGGCUUCGCAGUCCCGUCGGUGAUCUCGAUGCGACGCCAGCCAAGUAAACAGUUAACAUCCAUAUGCACUUGACUUGCUCUUUUU